AUGGAUGAAUUGACUCUCACCCCGCAGAAGCUGCGGAAGCUGCAGCAAGUGGUUGAGAUCUCGUGCCUUCCGGAGCAGCUUGCUGUGGCGCUGCUGGUGUCGUCCUGCUGGAGUGUGCAGGUUCGUUUGCUGCUGCUGCUGCUGCUUGUGCUGCUGCUUCUGCUGCUGCUGCUGCUGUUUCUACGGCGUUGA
This is a messenger RNA of Eimeria necatrix, 192 nucleotides long. RefSeq lists its product as hypothetical. The record is from RefSeq and is a predicted model, not a curated record. Lineage: Eukaryota; Apicomplexa; Conoidasida; Eucoccidiorida; Eimeriidae. The transcript has a single exon. The coding region runs from base 1 to 192 and encodes 63 amino acids.